This is a messenger RNA of Staurois parvus, 291 nucleotides long. NCBI's taxonomy places the organism in Eukaryota, Metazoa, Chordata, Amphibia, Anura, Ranidae. The record is from the annotation of a GenBank genome assembly.
AGACAGCAGCAAUGGGAGGUGGUACAGGGACCCAUGACACACUCUGGACCUGGCAGCAGCAUGAGGAGGCAGUACAGGGGCCCAUGACAGAUUACGGGCCUGGCAGCAGCAUGAGGAGGCCGUACAGGGGCCCAUGACAGAUUACGGGCCUGGCAGCAGCAUGAGGAGGCGGUACAGGGGCCCACAGGCCUAGGUUAAAAAGUCCCCCCAGCAGCAGUGUGGGGAGACGACUAUGAAGAGUCCAAUGGCAGAGUGGCGGAGCAGAAGCAGCUUCAAUUGAAGAAGAAGAGG